AUCACAAAUUCCAAAACACGAUUGGAAAUGGCUCUCAUGCGGAUGCGCAUUACAAGUCUUCCUGUCUUUGCAAAUCUGCAUCACAACUCUGGCGUGGGUACGUUUUUACUCAGGAUAGGACAAGAUGCUGACCCGGCACUACCCGAAAAAAAACUCGGUCAUCAUCUUAUCAACUGCAAAAGUGUCUGGGUCUGGAAGAAUGCAAGUUUGUUAUGCUUGUCUCACAUGAUUCUUAAAUUUGUCAUGCACAUUACCCAAGAGCCCCAUUUUGCUGUCAUGCAGAAACGCAGUUUGUCAUGCAGAUUAGGCAACACCUCUAAGCUCAAAAGCUUGUCAUGCUGAGCCAGCAUUUGUGGCCUCUUCAUGAUACGCCACCCAGCAUCACAAGUUUCCAGACCCAGACACUUUUACAAUCCAUACAUCUUCAAGACGGACGAGGAAUCCUUCCACGGGGUGCCGGACGUGUUGCUCAAUCCGGCAAAC
Messenger RNA from Amoebophrya sp. A120, 483 nucleotides. The record is from the annotation of a GenBank genome assembly. Lineage: Eukaryota; Dinophyceae; Syndiniales; Amoebophryaceae.